Messenger RNA from Closterium sp. Naga37s-1, 426 nucleotides. Lineage: Eukaryota; Viridiplantae; Streptophyta; Zygnematophyceae; Desmidiales; Closteriaceae. The record is from the annotation of a GenBank genome assembly.
AUGCGCAGAAAGAUAGCGAGAACCGUCGCCCUCAUCGCUCUGGCAGCUCUCGUCGCUCCCGACCCUCCCUUCGUUCUCGUCCCUCUCGUCGCCUUUGUCCCUCCCGUUGCUCUUGUCUCUCCCGUCCCUCACCCCGUCGCUUCCGUCCCUCCUCCUGUCGCUCCCGUCCCUCCUCCCGUCGCUCCCGUUCCUCCUCAAGUCCCUCGCGUCGCUCUCCCCUUCCCUGCGCGCAGUUUCCCCCCUUGCCUGCGCGCAGUUUCCCCCCUUGCCUACGUGCAGUUUCCCCCCCUCCCUAAGCGCAGUUUCCCCCCUUGCCUGGGCGCAGUUUCCCCCCUUGCCUUUUCCCCCCUUGCCUGCGCGCAGUUUCCCCCCUUGCCUGCGCGCAGUUUCUCCCCUUGCCUGCGCGCAGUUUCCCCCCCUCCCUAA